AUGUUUAGACAAUUAGCCAAGGCCAGAGCCUUCCCAAAACUCUCGAGAUCGUACAUUGCCGGCCAAUUCACCGGCCAAAGAAAAGCCAACGGGAAAUUCACCGUGACUUUGAUUGAAGGAGAUGGUAUCGGUGUGGAAAUCUCCCAGGCGGUUAAGGACAUCUACGCGGCUGCCAAUGUUCCAAUCGAGUGGGAGCCAGUCGACGUGACCCCACUUUUGAUUGACGGCAAGACCACUUUGCCCCAAGAAGCCGUGGACUCGGUCAACCGUAACUUGGUGGCUUUGAAAGGUCCCUUGGCUACCCCUGUCGGAAAGGGCCACACCUCCAUGAACUUGACCUUGAGAAGAACCUUCAACUUGUUUGCCAACGUGCGUCCUUGUAAGUCCAUUGUUGGCUACGACACGCCCUACAAGAACGUUGACACCGUCUUGAUUAGAGAAAACACCGAAGGUGAGUACUCGGGCAUUGAGCACACCAUUGUUCCAGGUGUUGUUCAGUCCAUCAAGUUGAUCACCAAGCCUGCUUCUGAGAAGGUGAUCCGUUACGCUUUUGAGUACGCCAAGAGCAUCAACAAGCCCCACGUUCUUGUGGUGCACAAGGCUUCGAUCAUGAAGUUGUCCGACGGUUUGUUCGUUGAGACCGCAAAGGAAGUGGCCAAGGAGUACCCAGACGUUGCCUUGGACUUUGAGUUGUUGGACAACACCUCUUUGAAGUUGACUGCCGACCCAUCCGACUACGAGAAGGUGGUUAUGGUUAUGCCUAACUUGUACGGUGACAUCAUGUCGGACUUGUCCUCUGGUUUGAUUGGUGGUUUGGGUUUGACUCCUUCCGGAAACAUGGGUAACAAGGUUUCCAUCUUCGAGGCUGUCCACGGUUCCGCUCCGGACAUUGCCGGAAAGGGCUUGGCCAACCCAACCGCCUUGUUGUUGUCGUCUUGCAUGAUGUUGAGACACAUGUCUUUGAACGCCGACGCCGACAAGAUCGAGGCUGCCGUUUUGAAGACCAUUGCUUCGGGCCCAGAAAACAGAACUGGUGACUUGAAGGGAACUGCUUCGACCCAGCACUUUACCGAGCAAGUCAUUGCGAACUUGUAA
Molecule: messenger RNA, 1095 nt
Organism: Clavispora lusitaniae ATCC 42720
Lineage: Eukaryota; Fungi; Ascomycota; Pichiomycetes; Serinales; Metschnikowiaceae
Gene: IDH2
Product: isocitrate dehydrogenase (NAD(+))
Biological process (GO): tricarboxylic acid cycle; isocitrate metabolic process
Cellular component (GO): mitochondrion
Molecular function (GO): NAD binding; magnesium ion binding; isocitrate dehydrogenase (NAD+) activity
Source: RefSeq, a predicted model, not a curated record